Drosophila mojavensis is the source of this 3196-nucleotide messenger RNA. RefSeq names its product segmentation protein Runt (gene run). The record is from RefSeq and is a predicted model, not a curated record. The coding region runs from base 879 to 2615 and encodes 578 amino acids. The transcript has 2 exons. NCBI's taxonomy places the organism in Eukaryota, Metazoa, Arthropoda, Insecta, Diptera, Drosophilidae. Gene Ontology annotation, molecular function: ATP binding; DNA-binding transcription factor activity, RNA polymerase II-specific; RNA polymerase II cis-regulatory region sequence-specific DNA binding. Gene Ontology annotation, cellular component: nucleus. Gene Ontology annotation, biological process: regulation of DNA-templated transcription.
GUGUACACCGCAAUGGAAAAAUGGGAAAUUUUUACUGUGGUUGUUGUUGUGGCAAUGGUGGUUGAUACCUGCCCCGGUCACCACCGCCACCGCCGCCGGCAGCCGUUGCACCCUUAGCCCAUACACACACACACACACACGCACGCACACACAAUAGGUAAGCGAACGAGCCAACCAAACCACGCAGCGACGUCCUGAAUUAUUGCAGCGAGUGCGAGCGGGUGCGCCUCAUCGUCACGCUGCAGUGCAAGCGAGAGCGAAAUACUGAGCGCGCCACUGCCGUCUUGCAGCGGCGCAGCAGCGACGCCGACGCCGACAGCGACGGCAACGCAUUCUACUUUAAAUACUGGCAACGAUCGCAGUUGAGAAACAGUUCACACAGCGACUUUAACGUGUCGAGAACGCAGCCAGACAAGAGAGAACAAAAUCAAAAGAAAAGACGAAGAAGCAGAAGCGAAGCGAAGCGAGCGAGAGCUGAGCACACAAUUUUCGCCGCGUUUCGUUAGUUCAAAAGUGAACCGUAGUGAGCAACAUUUUGUAACUGUAACUGCAACGGGCACCACCGAACGAGCGAACUCGAAAUUAUACUAAAACGAAAGACUUACAAGAAAUUUUUUUGCGUGUAUCUUGGAGUGCGAACGGAAUCGAAGCGUGCAAGGGCAGCGGCAUUGCCAGCUAGCUAGCGUUUCUUUGAUUUUCCCCAACAAAAAUUCAAUAUAUAUACCAUAUAUUUUUUUUUUGGUUAUUGUUGGAAAACAAUUUCAAAGUGCAAGUGCAAAGAAGGAUUACCAGGAUAACGCCACUUGGAUAACCGCAGCAGCAACAAUUGAUUUCGUUUUUUUUUUUGAGCACGUGAUAUUAAAGUGAAAUUGUGAGAAAUGCAUUUGCCCACUGGACCCACCCUGGUGGCGAAUACGUCCGCCCACACCCAGGUCCUGGCCGCAGCAGCAGCGGCGGCAGCGGCCGCAGCGGCGGCCACAAAUGUUAGCCAAGGCAACAUUAGCACACAUUCGGCCAGCAGUACGGGCAGCUCCACGCCGGACAAUAGCCAUCACAGCAGCAGCAACAACAACAACAACAACAGCAGCAGCACCAACAACAACAACAACAGCAGCAGCAGCAACAACAACAACACGAGCAGCAACAACAACAACAACAGUUCAAACAGCUCCAACGCGAAUGCGGCGAAAAUGCCCAGCUCGAUGACGGACAUGUUCGCCAGCCUGCACGAGAUGCUGCAGGAAUAUCACGGCGAAUUGGCCCAGACCGGCUCGCCGUCGAUCCUGUGCAGCGCACUGCCCAAUCACUGGCGCUCCAACAAAUCGCUGCCGGGCGCCUUCAAGGUGAUCGCCCUGGACGAUGUGCCCGACGGCACCCUCGUCUCGAUCAAGUGCGGCAACGAUGAGAACUACUGCGGCGAAUUGCGCAACUGCACCACCACGAUGAAGAAUCAGGUGGCCAAAUUCAAUGAUCUGCGCUUUGUCGGCCGCUCCGGCCGUGGUAAAUCCUUUACGCUGACCAUCACCAUCGCCACGUAUCCGGUGCAGAUCGCCAGCUACAGCAAGGCCAUUAAAGUAACGGUCGACGGGCCGCGGGAGCCAAGAAGUAAGCAAAGCUAUGGCUAUCCACAUCCCGGCGCAUUUAAUCCCUUCAUGCUGAAUCCCGCCUGGCUGGAUGCGGCGUACAUGACCUACGGCUAUGCGGAUUACUUCCGCCAUCAGCAGGCAGCCGCCGCUGCAGUGCAUCAUCCGGCGCUCUCCAAGGCCGCCACGUCGCCCAAUGGAAGCAACAGCGGCGUCAUUUCGCCGGGCGCUGCUGGUGGCGCCGCCAUGCCCACCGCCGCCUCCGCCGUUGUUGCCGCCGCCGCUGCCGCCGACUAUCCACCGGUGCCGCCAGUCGUGGGCGUGCCCGUGGGCGGUGUGGUGCCACCCGCCUCCAUGAUGCCCUCGCCGCCGGGCGGUCCGCCAGCGUCGGCGUACGCCAUGCCCCAAUUUCCGUUCAAUCAUGUGGCCGCCGCAGCUGCCGCCGCCGCGCAUCAGAGCCAGAAGGCCACGCCCCACGCCUUCCAUCCGUAUAACUUUGCGGCCGCCGCGGGUUUGAGGGCGCGCAAUGCCGCCGCCGCUGCACUGCAUCAUGGCGGUUUGAGUGGCGCCGAAACGGCGCACAUGAGCCCCGCCUCGUCGCGCCCAUCUAGCUCCUCGCCCACGCCCACGCCCACAUCCAUGCCGCACGUGCUGCUCAAGCUGAACACCUCCAUCGAGACGAGCUCCAUCCACGAACAGUCCGCCUCGGAUGCGGACUCUGACGACGAACAGAUCGAUGUGGUCAAGUCCGAGUACGAGCUGGACAAGUCCAUCGACUCGACGCGCAGCUCGCCCACCCAGCAGAUCUCCGUGCCGCUGCGUAUGCGCUGCGACCUGAAAGCACCGUCCGCCCUGAAGCCGCUCUACCACGAGUCGUCCGCAGCGGCAGCGGCAGCAGCAGCAGCAGCGGCAGCAGCAGCGGUGGCCGCCGUCCAUGCUCCGCGCCAGGCAUCGCCCGAGACGACGCUGCCGGCGGCAACCAAGCUGAAGAAUGCCGUUGUCCAGCAGAAGACCGUGUGGCGGCCAUAUUGAGCAGGAGUCACAGCAGUAGCACACACACACACUGACACACACACACACUCACACACACACAGCGUGAUAUGCAGGAGCAGGAUGCAGAAAGCAGGCGCAGAGCGGCAGCAACAUUGUGAUAUAGUCAUAUAAGUUAGGCACGUGCACACAGCAGAGCACAGCACAAAUGGGGAAGAAGCAGACAAUUUCCAAACCAAAAACAAAAACAACUCCGGCCGGCAAACGGAGCAGGAGCAGAAGCAGGAGCAGGAGCAGGAGCAGGAGCGGGAGCAGCACCAGCAGGAUAUAUAGUCGUUGUUGUUGUUGAUGUUUCAGGGGGGCAGGCGAAAUGGGGUUGUGCGAGGAGCUCACUCGAAAUUUUAUGCUCGAUUCAUAAAGUCGUGCGUUGAGCUCGUUGCACACACACAUACAAACAAAGAAACACCCACACACACGAGCACAAAUACCGAACUAGAAAAACCUCAACUGGAAUUUCGCUCGAUCGCCGCGAGGCGAACUUGAAGAAAAACUGUUAAACGUCUUCUGCUCUCAAUUCCCACACUCGAAAAAAAAAAAAAAAAAACACCAAAAAAGCAAACCAA